GUGCAUUGAUGGGUUCCUACUCCAACAGUCCUAGCGAUCGCCCAAAGCCGGUCUCCUCUCCCUCCGGCCAUCGAGGGCGGCUGGCUCCCUCCUCCUUCAUGCCCUCCUCGGUCCCUUGCGCUUCUCUCUCUUUGCCCUAUGAUUCUCCCAACCGACAGCGAGAGAGCAGGCGCACAAAACCUCCGAAAGAUCCCCGGUACUCAACGCCAACAAAACCACUAGAUCGCAACCCCCCGCGACACCACAAAUGGCAACAGGAUUACUGCGCCUUUUUUGCCAAGCAGGCGCCUAUACAUAGGCUGUGGCUUCGCCAAGACAGGUGA
Molecule: messenger RNA, 323 nt
Organism: Podarcis lilfordi (Lilford's wall lizard)
Lineage: Eukaryota; Metazoa; Chordata; Lepidosauria; Squamata; Lacertidae
Source: the annotation of a GenBank genome assembly